Messenger RNA from Fusarium keratoplasticum, 1695 nucleotides. RefSeq names its product Alkaline phosphatase. Gene Ontology annotation, molecular function: alkaline phosphatase activity. The transcript is spliced from 2 exons. Lineage: Eukaryota; Fungi; Ascomycota; Sordariomycetes; Hypocreales; Nectriaceae. Gene Ontology annotation, biological process: dephosphorylation. Gene Ontology annotation, cellular component: fungal-type vacuole membrane. Bases 1 to 1695 code for a protein of 564 amino acids. The record is from RefSeq and is a predicted model, not a curated record.
AUGCUAACAAUGGCUUUUUAUGAGGCCAACGAAAGCGAUCCUCUCUUGUCCGGUCACGGCCGCUCCGAUGACGCAGAUAAUCGCAAGGCUGUCCGGCACUCGCGCAUUCGCGAGCUCGGCCUCUUUGUCUGGGCUCUUGUAGCCACCGCCGCAGUCAUCGUCAUUGCCGUCUGGACACAGCAUGAGCAGCAGACGAGGCACGACCGCAAUGUUCCCUCGGCGAAGCGAAACCUCGUUUUCAUGGUCUCUGACGGCAUGGGCCCCGCGCCGCUGUCCUUGACUCGCAGCUACAGGCAGUUCGUCCAGGGCCUCCCUCACGACGACGUCUUGACCCUCGACAAGCACUUUUGGGGAUCCAGCCGUACUCGCUCCAGCAGCUCCCUCGUCACCGACAGCGCUGCCGGCGCGACCGCCUUCUCUUGCGGCAAGAAGAGCUACAAUGGUGCCAUCGCCGUCCUGCCAAACCACGACCCCUGCGGAACCGUGCUCGAGGCUGCGAAACGCGCCGGAUACCAUACCGGUCUCGUUGUUACAACCAAAAUCGAGGAUGCUACACCUGCAUGUUUCAACUCCCAUGUCAGGGUCCGAGAAAUGGAGGACGAGAUCGCUCUCCAGCAGAUCGGCGAGGGCGCCCUUGGACGGACUGUAGACCUUAUGCUUGGUGGUGGCCGAUGCAACUACCUCGCCAAGGGAACUGAGGGCAGCUGCCGAGCCGACGACACGGAUGUCAUCAAACUUGCCACUGAGAAGCACAAUUGGACUUACACCGAUAGCCGCUCUGGCUUUGAUGCCCUCAAGGGCGGCGAGAACGUCGAACUUCCCUUCUUUGGGCUCUUUGCACCCUCUGACAUUCCCUUCGAGAUUGACCGCCGAAACCUCAACGACAUCUACCCUUCUCUGAGUGAGAUGGCCACGACUGCUCUUCGCGCUCUUGAGAAGGCGACCGAGAAGAGCGACAAGGGCUUCUUCAUCAUGAUCGAGGGCAGCAGGAUCGACCACGCCGGCCACAUUAACGACCCGGCGGCUCAGGUCCACGAGGUCCUCGAGUACGACAAGACCUUCAAGGCCGUUCUCGACUUCAUCAAGCAGAGCAAGACUGAAACCGUCCUUGUCGCCACCAGCGACCAUGAAACUGGUGGUCUCGCCACCGCCAUCCAGGAACCCGGUCACCUCCCAGUCUAUAACUGGUACCCCAAGGUCCUUGCCAACGCUACCGCCUCGGCGGAGUGGCUUGCGGCCAAGCUCCACGCCCAUCUUGCGUCUGAGUCUGAGUCGAAGAAGGACCUGGAGAAGCUCAAGAAGUAUAUCAACGAGGAGCUCAUCAUCCGCGGCCUUGGUAUCUCCAACGCCUCGGACAAGGAGAUCACCACCAUCGCCGAGCACCCCGAGAGCGCUCUUGUCCUCUUCUCGGCCCUCAUCUCCCUGCGGGCCCAUGUCGGAUGGAGCACCCACGGCCACACGGCCGUCGAUGUCAACAUCUACAGCUCUGGCGGCCCGGGCACUGACGCCAUCCGAGGCAACGUUGAGAACACUGACGUUGGCAAGUUCCUGCGCGAGUACCUCGAUGUCGACGUGGAUGUCAUUACCGAAGAACUCAAGGAGAAGAUGGACAAGUCUCUUCUUAAGGGUUCAGAUGAACUAGAUGAGGAAUCGGUUCUUGGCAGUGCCGAGUACCACGUCCUCGCAUCGAUCUAG